This is a messenger RNA of Triplophysa dalaica, 5979 nucleotides long. It is a transcript of the gene gpr12, whose product is annotated as G protein-coupled receptor 12. Gene Ontology annotation, biological process: G protein-coupled receptor signaling pathway. Bases 602 to 1627 code for a protein of 341 amino acids. Lineage: Eukaryota; Metazoa; Chordata; Actinopteri; Cypriniformes; Nemacheilidae. Gene Ontology annotation, cellular component: membrane. Gene Ontology annotation, molecular function: G protein-coupled receptor activity. The transcript is spliced from 2 exons. The record is from RefSeq and is a predicted model, not a curated record.
GCUCUCGCAGGGGAGCAUCGCACGCGAUGUGCAUCUUUCCAGAAAGAUGCUGUCUGGUGUCAGAUAAAUAGGUCUCAUGUUGCACAGACAGACUGCAUCUUCAAGAUUCAAGAUACAAUCUCACUAUUUAAAUAGACUUUAAAAGGAGGCGUUAUUAAAACAAUAAAAUUGAGCAGCAAUGGAAUAUUUCUCUUGUGCACAAUUCAUGUGGGAGUAUUAUUAUGCAAUUAUGCAACGACACAUGGUAGACCAUCAUUAGUGUCCGCCCUUGAACAGAUAAACAGGUGACAAAUAGGUGACGGGACCUUCUCCUGGUGAUCCGGGCCGACCUGGGACUCAAACCUCACCCCUCCCGUCCUCCCAGCUCUUCGCACAGCCGCAGUCGGUGCUCGUGCAGAAGGCGAAGAGCCGCUAACGCUGCUGGCUGUAACACACCGCAAAAAAGCACCGAUUCUCCGGGCGGGCAUCAUCGCAUCCUCCAUUCAUUCGCGCGGCGCCGCACCUGCGGACAGCGAUGCCAAAGAUCAUGAUGGAGAAACAAGAAGAGCGUAAAAACAUCUAAAAAAGCUCCUCUCCUCCAAGAGACAAGACAGGAGGCAGAAUGAGCGAGGACCUGCCAGUUUCACCCAGCUGGCUGGACCAAGAACCCACCUGGGGCAAUAGUGGUGCAGGAAGCGCAGAGAACUUCACCGGCGGAACGUACCCACCUGCAGUCGUUCUGCCAGCGAGGCCACCUGCUGAGCUUUUCGUUAACCCAUGGGACAUCGUGCUGUGUUCUUCUGGUACCCUGAUAGCCUGCGAGAACGCCCUGGUUGUUCUUGUCAUCUGGCAGAACCCGGCUUUGCGCGCCCCCAUGUUUUUGCUGAUUGGCAGCCUGGCUCUCGCUGACCUACUUGCCGGCCUGGGCUUAGUCCUGCACUUUACAUUUGCUUACCUGCUGCGCUCCGACUCGGCACAGCUCUUGACUGUAGGUCUGGUGGUGGCCUCCUUCUCUGCGUCUGUCUUCAGCUUACUAGCAAUAACCAUCGACCGUUACCUGUCGCUGUACUAUGCCCUCACCUACAACUCUGAACGGACCGCUGCCUUCACAUACACAAUGCUUGUGCUGCUCUGGGGGGUGUCGUUGUGCCUGGGCUUGCUGCCUGUAACCGGUGUAAACUGCCUGGGGCAGGAGGCCAACUGCAGUGUGGUGUGGCCGUUGACGAAAAACAACGUCGCUGUCCUGUCAGUUUCGUUCCUUCUGCUGUUUGGCCUCAUGCUUCAGCUUUAUGUGCAGAUCUGCAAAAUCGUCAUGCGACAUGCACAUCAAAUUGCCCUGCAGCAUCACUUUUUGGCCGCGAGUCCCCAUUACGUCACUACGCGGAAAGGCGUCUCUACCCUGGCGAUCAUUCUGGGCACGUUUGCCGCCUGCUGGAUGCCAUUUACCGUGUACUCGCUCGUAGCUGAUUACACGUACCCGCCCUUGUACACCUAUGCCACUCUGGUGCCCGCCACCUAUAACUCAGUCAUCAACCCUGUUAUUUACGCCUUCCGCAAUCAAGAGAUCCAAAAAGCACUCUGGCUGGUGUGCUGUGGUUGUAUCCCGGCCAGCGUGGCCCACCGGGCACGGACCCCAAGCGAUGUCUGAUGCAGGAGAUGUCUCUGGGCACAGAUACUAAAGCUGGAAGCCUAGGGAAUAGCACAGGCCUAGUCACGCUCUGUCUCAGCCUAUAGGCUACAGAGAUUCCCAAAUCCAGGCCCUGGGAGAAAAAGACACCCGGUACUGUCUUCCCCUAAUUGUUUGGUGACCACCACUGCCACACAACCUUUCGCCUGAUCCGACCGGCUGCCACACCCUGUCCGGGAAAAAACGUGAAUGGAUGCUGUGUGGCAGGCAGCUGUAAAUAUGUUGUAGUUAUUUAUAUAUAUAAAUGCAUUUCUUGUGGUUGUUUAGCGUGGCCACAGUGGCAGCCCUUGUUGCACGGACGGUGAGCGAGGAGGAUGAGGGGCAGCACCAGACGGUCCUACUGACUGGAUCCCGAAGCUCAUUCAUCUCGUCCUGCUGUUGCUGCAUUCAAGAACGUGUGCUGAACGUUAAAUAACCACUGAGUGCUAAAAAUAGACAAGGCGCUCGGUGAUGCGCGCGCCUCAGAAGAAACAAACCUGGAGAGAGAGAGGCGCCCUCACUCCUCCGUCACCUCACUUCAAUUUCGAACGCAAGCGUGCCCGAAUGUAAAAUGUCCUCCAAAGCCGAAGACCACGAAGAGCUAACUACAAUCUCAGAAUGAGAUCCACUCUAUAAAGCAAACCCAUCGAUGCCUUUGUUUGUUAUGAAAGUGUAACUGGAAAUCAUUUCUCUUCCAUAAUUGCGAGAUGAAAACGACAGGGAAGCGGGAGAAAGUGUGUGUAUGUUCAUUUAAACAACCCUCCCUUUUGAUAUCCUCUUCAAAGAACUGUUGAGUACAAAACAUGCAUUAAGCGGACGAUGAUAAGAAGCUUGUUUAUAUGCGCCGACAUGAAAGAUGGACGCGAAUGUAUUUUCUAUUGAUUUGCUUUUGAUUUACAUAAUGUCCACCUGCUCUGAAUAGAGCUUUGCUCUUUUUAUUAUGUUUGGUUGAUAAUAACGACAUUCGGAUGGAGGAUGGCUAGCACACAAUGGUUAUUAAUAGCAUUUUAUUUGAAAAUGCAAGUGUUGUGUUUGUGAAGACCGAUGAGUAGGCAAAACAUCUGACAAAGCAGUAGGAGUUGUUUUUAAAGUGGAGAAAAUCUUACAAAAAUGACCAAAAACACGCCAGUGGCUGAUCCACCCCAAAAUGAAAAGAAAAAAUAUGCACACUAUUUUUGUUUUGGCCUUGAGUUAAUUGCACUCAACUUUCAUAUUUUUUACACAUUUAUACUGUCUUUACAUUACAUUUAUUCAUUCAAAUAAGUAAAGCUAUUUCAGCUUUCUUAGUUAAAUCAACUAAACCACUUGCAAAAUUAAAAAAAUAGUAAGAAAACAAAAAAAGAAUAGUUCAUUAAAGUUAUAAGGAAUUCUGUCAUCAUUUACUCACACUCUUGUCGUUUCGAACCUGUAUGACUUCCUUCUGCAGAACACAGAAGAAGAUGUUUGGAAGAAUGUUGGCAGUAUGCAAGGAUUUGCGUUGAUUUUGUGUCCAUACAAUAGAAGUGAAUGUCGGUCACCAACAUUCUACAAAAUAUCUUCAUUUUUGUGUGUUCGGCAGAACAAAGAAGGUCAUACAUGAUACGUAAUUGUUGUAAAAAUAAUGUAUAAGAAAGAAGCAAAAUCUAUUUCAGUUACUUAAUGCAAAAUAUGAUUUCAUAUUUUUUUCUUUCAUUCUGGGUUGAAAAGGACUCAAGCAUGCUUCUGUAAGAACUGCCACUCACACGACAGCAUCAGCCCUGCUUAGAGUUUUCAUAAAUGUGAUUGUUUGUUGGUGAAUCUCCUCAGUUCUUUUCCACAAGACUUUAAUGAGCAGAACCGCUGUGUGACCUGAUCGUGAUGAAUGUAUGUUGUUACGUUUUUCACAUCUUUGCUCGAUUCACAGCUGAAGCUGUAGUCACCCUUCUAUUAAGAGCUAACGUUCACCCCUGCUUUUGAGCGUGUGCCCUCCAAAUGCCAACCGGCCAAUAUCCAUUUCAGUGCUGUGGCAGAUUCCAUCAGCAAGCAAUAACUACGGACCAAGUGUUUCAUCAAAUUUCAGCAAUACUCUGGCAGCAAUAACAGCCUUGCCCAAGCAAAACACCUCAGCUUGCCGAAAAACAUCUACACGAACAGAAAAUAACUGUUUUGCUAUAUAACCCGAGUGAAUUCAGGAUUAGAAAAAACGACCAGAUGUUCAAAACCCUGUCCAUAAUCUCACUGCCUCAUGUCCCAGAAGGUGACUGUUCUCUGCCUGUGGUCAUUUACAAUAUCAAUGGAUUAAGUCUUUCUGUACACUUGAUGUGACCUACGCUGCGGUAUGCAUAAUUUUUUUUGAAACUUAGAGAUGUUUAUAACCAGUGUUGGGUGUAACUAGUUACUAAGUAAUUAAUUACUGUUAUUUAAUUACUUUUCAUUAUAAAAAAUUAAGUAAUGGAUUACUCUCAUUUUGCACAGUUACUUCUGAUGUGAUUGAACUAAAUACUGUUUAAUAUAUUCAAUAGUGGAAAUGAAAUCAAAAUUAUAAAUCUAACUUUAAAAUGUAUGCUUUAAUGUCUCCUUCUCACAUUUGUAUACGUUGGUCAGUUAAUAAGUAUAAUUUAUGAAGUUAUUUAUUAAUUAUUUGAAUGAAUUAAAAGAGCCGAUUCAUGUUUAUCCUUGAAUCAAUUCUAAUCAAGGUUGGAUAUAGAACGUCAUCAGUAAUAAGUGAUUAAAUACUUUUUGUAGAGAGUCAUUUGUACAGUCAUUUAAUUAUACUAUUACAAAUGUUAUUUGUAACUAGUAUUUCAUUACUUUUUCAGAGUAGCAUACCCAACACUGUUUAUAACGUGUAAAGUACGUGUUCAUAUUAUACGAAUAUGACUGAGACGGGACUGCGCUCGUACAACCUUCAUGUAUGUGUGAACGUGUGAAUGCAUGUAUGUAUGUAUGUAUGUAUGUAUGUAUAUAUGUAUGUAUGUUAUUGAGCUUUCGCUCUGAUGGCAAAACAAGGGGGUAAUAAGGUAUAUUCUCAAUAGACCUGCAUGGACUAGAGUGGCUACCAAUGGUUUUGAAAGAGGUCCCCUCUUUACAUCAUGCCUAUGGGUCGGACACACCCUCGUGACCUUUUUGCUUGAGUAACAUUUGGAAAAUGUAUUGAAACAGGACACGUCGAGCGGGUGUGCGACUUCUAGGGCUUAAAGGGAUAGUUCACCUAAAAUCAAGAAUUGUGUCAUCAUUUAUUCACCUUUCUGUCAUCGUCAUUUAUGAUGCUCUUUGCAUAUAAUCUUCUUUUAGAGUUCAUGAAAGAAAGAAAAUGAACCACGGGUGUAAACAAUGUCAUUUUUGGGAUGUGCUGUGCCUUUAAAAGUGAUGCUUACAACAACAUUGGCCUGCCGCAUUUGAACCACGUCAGGCUUCUUUGAGCCAGAUCCGAGCAACUCCGUGACCUAUGAGGAAUCCUUUUUUUGCUAACUAAAAGUCUAUUUUCCCCUCAAUCUUGGUUCUUUCUGAAUUACUUAGUUUGUUUUAUAUUCUAAUGCGCCGUUCAGCCUCUUCUGAAUGUACCGAUGAAGACGUUUCUAUUCUCUAUAGCAUCCUACCGUCUUGAUCUUGUAAAUAAGGCAUGUUAACCGUGGGUCACAUUCCAGUCUUUUGAAAUGUCCUCUGCACACUGACUCCUAUCGCCUGGGCAUGCUUGUCUACAGCGGGCGAGAGGUUUAGUGCUCUAUGCGCAGCCGUUUAUUCUGAAACGAUCAGGAGAUUACCUGUCCGAAACAUAAUCUCUCCAUUCGUUUUGAAAAUAACUACAUAAAAGGAUGUUAUCAGGCCUGUUUGACAUCAGUGAUGUCUCGGAUGGAUUUUCCACGUGGACUUUUGUCAAUUGUAACUUUGAUUGAAACAGAACGGUAUCCAGUUUGCGCUAAAUGUAAAAGCUUCACGAUAACUGAAUAAUGACUCUGGAGAGUGGGAUGCCAAUGUAAAAGGGCUUGAAAAUGAUAGUUUAUAGUUUAUUUGGGGAAAUCAAGUGGGUCACACCUCUGGUUUUGUGUCUAAGAGUUGUAAGAUCCAAACGUGUUCUCCAUAUCUGAAAUGGUAUCUUGAACUGAGUGGCAGUGCAUCGAUUUAGGAAUCUUGUGUUCACGUAUGCGUAGUUUUAACUGUGAAAUGCACUUUAUUUUUUUAUGAGAAAGGCACAACAAAAUACUUAUCUGCAAAACAUUAUAUAAAGUAUAACCAACCUGCACUAAUUAACAGAGACAUUGUGAACAUUGUGUUAACGUGUUGUAUAUUUUUCCAAGGUGUUAGUUGUGUACUUUAAUUGCUUUGGUUAGUUUAAUGAAUCAAGAGAUCUUGUUAAUUUUGUAUUAAAAGAAUGU